Molecule: messenger RNA, 1014 nt
Organism: Myripristis murdjan (pinecone soldierfish)
Lineage: Eukaryota; Metazoa; Chordata; Actinopteri; Holocentriformes; Holocentridae
Gene: spc24
Product: SPC24 component of NDC80 kinetochore complex
Exons: 6
Coding region: 312-905 (197 amino acids)
Biological process (GO): chromosome segregation
Cellular component (GO): Ndc80 complex
Molecular function (GO): microtubule binding
Source: RefSeq, a predicted model, not a curated record
CGGAAGUGACGUUGACGCGCGCAGAGUGUCAAUUUUUGAAUCACGGAAAACAGCAGUUCUUCGCUUCAACUUUUGGGUAAACUUAGUAUUUCCCCACAACACGUAUGGAAUAUUUGAAUAUUUCCACCAUAAACGUAUAAAUCAUUAGAUGUAAGAUCGGACACAUCGCGUUCAGCUUGAGUUCCGUUUACGUUUUGGAGUGUUUCUGUCAUAAUUUGGCUAACCACGAAGCUAACGGCUAGCGGCGGCUGGAGUAUUUGUAAACACGACAACGAAGCUCAGCGGCUGUAUCUGCUGUCAGCAUUUCAACAAUGGCACAAGUUCAGGACUUGUUGGAGACGGGGGAGGCUCUGGUCUACAUUAUCAACAGCAGCCAAACUGAGAACCAGCUGAGGCAGGUGAAAGAAGCACAGCAGACCUUUUUUGACCAGCAUGUAGAAACUAAGAAAAUUGUGACACAGAUUUUAAAAGAUAUCGGCCAGACUGAGGAGAGUGUGGGUCAGAGGUUGCUGGACAUGGAGGAGCAGAAGAAUCAAAAGGAGCAGGAGCUGGAGAGCCUGGAGGAACAGCUGAGGCAGUACACAGCCAAAAGCCAGAUGACUGACUCAGAAUUACAGUUUCUGCAGAAGGAGUUUGAGAGUCUCAGAAACGCUGAACACGAGCUUCAGAGCCUACAGCAGGAGGUUGAUGAAGACACUACAGAGGUCAUCCCUUCAGCAGUAUUCAUUGCUCAGCUGUACUACAAAGUAACGAAGAUCAAGUGGGAACAUGACACAGAGCCACACAUUUUGAAAGGAGUGCACUAUGGCGCAGACCUCGCCACACCCAUUAACAUUGACACUUCUGUGCGAUCCCGCAGUGAUGUCAGCGACCAGCUGUGGGGCUUUGUCAGCACUGAAUGGUAGAUGACGGAUGGUGACUGACGUAGAGGCAGAUGUCGAAAUAUUUGUGUACAUGUUUUGUAACUUUUAUAUGUUCUGUGCUGUGUUUUUAUUGUUCUAACAAGUAAUUAAA